Messenger RNA from Centropristis striata (black sea bass), 1653 nucleotides. Its product is annotated as E3 ubiquitin-protein ligase TRIM21-like. NCBI's taxonomy places the organism in Eukaryota, Metazoa, Chordata, Actinopteri, Perciformes, Serranidae. Gene Ontology annotation, molecular function: protein binding; zinc ion binding. The transcript has 2 exons. Bases 1 to 1653 code for a protein of 550 amino acids. The record is from RefSeq and is a predicted model, not a curated record.
AUGGCUGCAGCCAACUGUCUACUAUCUGAAGAUCAGUUCCUGUGCUCCAUCUGCCUGGAUGUGUUCACUGAUCCUGUCAGCACACCAUGUGGACACAACUUCUGCAAAAACUGCCUAAAUGCACGUUGGGAUAAUAAUUUCAGGUGCCAAUGUCCGAUCUGUCAAAAGGUUUUCAUCAGAAGACCUGAGCUGCACGUCAACACUUUCAUAUCUGAGAUGGCUGUUCAGUUCAGACAGUCAGCUAAACGGAAAGCCAGCAGCAGCAGAUCAGAGCAACAAGUGUCUGAACCAGGAGAAGUUCCCUGUGACGUCUGCACAGGAACCAAACUGAAGGCCCUGAAGUCCUGCCUGGUGUGUCUGGCCUCCUACUGUGAGACUCACCUGGAGCCUCAUCUGACAAUGUCAGGCCUGAAAAGACAUCAGCUGAUCGACGCUGUGGAGAACCUGGAAGGCAGGAUGUGUACGAAGCACGAUAAACCUCUGGAGCUGUUCUGUAGGACCGACCAGACGUGUGUCUGCAUGCUCUGCACUGUUUCAGACCACAAGAUGCAUGAUGUUGUUCCUCUGAUAGAAGAAUAUAAAGAAAAGAAGGCAGAUCUGGGGAAGACGGAGACUGAAAUUCAGCAGAUGAUCCAGAAGAGACGGCUGAAGAUUCAGGAGAUCAAACACUCAGUUGACCUCAUCAACCUCAGUGAGAAAGAUGCAGACAGAGAGAUAUCAGAAGGAGUUCAGGUCUUCACUGCUCUGAAGGAGUCUGUUGAGAGAGGCCAAGCCAAUCUCAUCGAAACAAUCAAAGAGAAGCAGAAAACAACACAGAAACAGGCUGAAGGCCUCAUCAUAGAGCUGGAACAGGAAAUCUCUGAGCUACAGAAGAGAAACACUGAGGUGGUGCAGCUCUCACUCUCUGAGGACCACUUUAAUCUUCUCCAAAGUUUACCAUCCAUGAAAACUUCUCCAUCCACCAAGGACUGGACAGAGGUCAGCGUCCGUCCAUCAUCAUAUGAGGGGACUGUGGUGAGAGCUGUGGCUCAGCUGGGCGAGACACUCAGUGAAGAGAUGAAGAAGCUGCUUGAAGCUGAACUGAAGAGAGUCCAGCAGUUUGCAGUGGAUGUGACUCUUGAUCCUGAUACAGCAAAUCCUGCUCUCACCCUGUCUGGUGAUGGCAAACAAGUGAGUCUUGGUGAUGUGAAGAAGAAUCUCCCAGAAAACCCAGAGAGAUUUUCUCUCAAUCCCUGUGUUUUAGGAAAGCAGAGUUUCUCUUCAGGCAGAUUUUACUUUGAGGUUCAAGUUAAAGGAAAGCCUGAAUGGGACUUUGGAGUGGCCAGAGAGUCGAUCAACAGAAAGGAAGACAUCCCACUGAGCCCCGAGGAUGGUUACUGGACUAUAUGGCUGAGGAAAAGAAAUAAGUACAAAGCUCUUGCUGACCCUCCGGUCAGUCUCUCUCUGAAGUCUCCUCCUCAGAAGGUGGGGGUGUUUGUGGAUUAUGAGGAGGGUCUGGUCUCCUUUUAUGAUGUAGAUGCUGCAGCUCUACUCUUCUCCUUUCCUGGCUGCUCCUUCACUGAGAAACUCUUCCCAUACUUUAACCCAGGUCUGAAUGAUGGUGGUAAAAACUCUGCACCUCUGAUCAUCUCUCCUGUUAAAUGCACAGAGUAG